GCCACACAUCAUUGCCAAAUGCGGACCGAUUCCCCAACGCACGGCACGGGCUGAACAGCGUUGCACCGUUGCGAUGACGUCUCAAAAUAACACAUGUCUUGCAGGAUAACCCGUUUGUUUGAUCAGGCACAGGCAACUGCUUAAAUGCCAUGGUGCUAGUUCGCCACAACUUACCCUUGAUCGUCUUCAGACCGGGCAUUUCAGCCAACCAAUAAAUCCUACGUCGUAACGACACAUCUUGUAAAGUUCUAUCACGACCAUCACGACUAUCAUAACGUUCACUCCGCGGUGUCCUGCCUUGCUUUACAAGCGAUUCGCCUCGAACCUGUGACCUCAGAGUGGAGCUAUCACAUCAUAAUGGACCACUACCCUGAAGUUAAUGUUGAGGUAGAAGAGCAAUCCUCAAGUGCUUCUCGCCACGACUCUGCAUCUUCAGUCACAAAAGCAGCAGACUUCCACUCGCCUCCGUCACUUGUCCCGAGUAGACAACCGUCUCACACCAUGGCUUCCACUGCUACCUCUUCGACUGCUUCAACACAACAACGAACGUCUUCAGAUCCUUCCACAUCGGACACCGAUGGGUCACAAGAACGCAAGGACUCCAUCCACACGGACGAACAGACUGCCGAGAAGCUCAAAGCUGAAUUUGCUCGCUACACAGACGCACCACCACCGUACUCGGAGGAGCAGUACGAAAACAAGACCGAGGAACAGCAACUCAGCAUGAGGGUGCACGACUAUGCGAAAGAGCUUAGCAGGAUGAUGGGUCACCAGCUUGUGAGGGGUUUGAGAACCGACGACACUGAGCAAGAAUGAAAGGGCAUGGGGACGGUGACUGACAGGCGCAUCACUUUGAACACGUUUUCUGGCAGGCUGGUCCUGUAAGGUGUGAGCAUUUUAAGCGAAAUAUGGCGUUAAAGUGAGGCGCAGGAUACCAGUACUAGCUGGCAUUCGUCUCGAAUGACUGAGGCGAUCUUAAGAGCUUCAAUACGAUCGUGUCUACACCUCUUGCUUCUCUUCAUGCAUCUUUUGGUGAAAUGAAUUGCACCAGCUUUGGAAGU
Boeremia exigua is the source of this 1061-nucleotide messenger RNA. RefSeq lists its product as uncharacterized. The record is from RefSeq and is a predicted model, not a curated record. NCBI's taxonomy places the organism in Eukaryota, Fungi, Ascomycota, Dothideomycetes, Pleosporales, Didymellaceae. The transcript has a single exon. The coding region runs from base 358 to 816 and encodes 152 amino acids.